ACGCGUCGUCGAGCCCACGCUUGCCUCGUUAGAAGAAUUUCAAGAACGCGACAGCGGGUGGGCUUUGUCGCGAAUCCUCGAUUUAACUGUAAAUAUAAAUAAAUAUAAUCCAAUGCGCGCGGGGUGCCAUAUUAAAUUACCGCGAGAAAUAAUAAUGAAGAGAGCGGUGAUAAACGUGCAAUCCAAAGACAAUGCGUGUUUCGCGUGGGCGGUGGUCGCUGCUUUGUAUCCAGCUGAAGAUCAUGUUUAUCGGGAAUCUUCGUACCCGCAUUACAUAACAGUGCUGAAUCUCCAGGACAUUGAGUUUCCAGUGACUGUUAAUCAAAUUAAAAAGUUUGAACUUCAUAACGACAUUUCGAUAAAUGUAUACUGCAUCGAGAAAGAGAAUAACGUUGUCCCGAUACGCCUUUCGGUGCAAAAGAAGGACAGACACGUCAACUUGCUGUACAUGCAAGAUUUGCAAGACGUCGGACAUUUUGCGUGGAUCAAGAAUUUAUCCCGACUCGUGAGCUCACAAUUGAGUUGUGGCAAACGAAGACAAUAUAUCUGCGAUCGAUGUUUACACUAUUUUGGAUCAGACGACAAAUUGCAGUCGCACACUGUAGACUGUCGAGAAAUGAACGAGUGCGCCAUCCGAUUACCGGGCGAUAAGGACAAGUGGCUCGCGUUCAACAACUACAACAGAAAGGAGUGGCUUCCAUUUGUCGUAUACGCCGACUUGGAGUGCGUGCUGAGAAAGACCGACGGUGAUCCGAUGACGUCUACGUAUACGUUUCAACAUCAUCAAGUAUUUAGCGUAGCUUAUUAUGUACAUUGUUCGUACGACGAAUCGUUAUCCGCGUAUCAUUCUAGCCGCAGUACGGACUGCGUUUCGUGGUUUGCGGAAAAAUUAAAAAAUUUAGCGCAACGCAUAAAGACUAUUUUAACCACGAAUAUCCCCAUAUUAAAUUUAACGCGAGAUGAGCGGGAAAAGUUUCACAGCGCGACACACUGUCACAUUUGCGAAAAACCGUUUGCGCAUUCAGUACUAGUCUCGAAAAAUUUAUUGACGCGAAAAGGUGUCUUUUCAUACGAAUAUGUGGAUUGCGCGGACAAGCUGCAGGACACGCGUUUACCAUCGCGCGAAUCAUUUUACAGUUCCUUGACCGGUGACACUAUAUCCGAGAGCGAUUACGCGCACGCCGAGAAUGUCUGGAAGCGGUUCUCCGUUCGAACGCUGGGCGAAUACAGAGACUUGUAUUUAAAAACGGAUGUCUUGUUAUUAGCCGACGUUUUUGAAAAUUUCCGCGACAAAUGUAUCGAGAGUUAUGGGCUCGACCCCGCGUAUUACUAUACUCUUCCCGGAUACAUGUGGGACGCAUGCUAA
This is a messenger RNA of Formica exsecta, 1366 nucleotides long. RefSeq lists its product as uncharacterized. The coding region runs from base 113 to 1366 and encodes 417 amino acids. The record is from RefSeq and is a predicted model, not a curated record. The transcript has 2 exons. NCBI's taxonomy places the organism in Eukaryota, Metazoa, Arthropoda, Insecta, Hymenoptera, Formicidae.